GAUGUCCAUGUCGUCGCGCGACUUCAGUGCUGCGGACGGAGAAGUGCGCAAGGUUAAGCGGAGAGGAGGAAGAAUCGUGAAGUCUCGCUACCUGGACUACAAUAAGAAGAAUGUCAGUAAGAAUAUGACAGGAAGUUCCUUUUCAACACCUACUGCUAAACCAUCUUCUGCGACUAAACCAACAGCAGUUCAUCCUCAGAAAUGUAAAACUUCUGCUGGUGUUGUCCCUAACUCAUCAGUUCAGAGUAGUUUUGAGGAAGGUGACUUGCAGUCUACUUUGUUAGAUGCAGAUAAAAUGACUCGACCGGACUUUAAUCUUUCUGCUAUUAAUGAUCCAAGUGUCCGCAGAAAGACUACUAGUUCAAAAGCUGGUUGCAAAGAAGAUACAAGGACACCACAAAACCCCCGAAAAGAAGAAAAUGAUCCUGAUGAGGUGAUACAAGAACUGGAAUCUCAGACAAUGCUUUUAACUUACCUAAGAAUAAAGGCAGGAAAAAAUCUUGCCAAGCUGGAGGAAAAAGCAGAGAAAAACUUGUUAAUGUUGUGUGAAGAAAAGGAGAGACAGCAGGAGAAGCUCAUUGCGUUGAAGCGGGAAAUUCUGCUGAAAGAGAGAGAGCAGGCGCUUGAUGAUGCACUGGACAAACAGAUGGAAGUACUUCCUCCCCUUGUUGCUGUUUGUGAACAGCUUAAAGAGCAAUAUAAAAGCUUUGCAGAUGCCCUGGAUGCCACUAGGCAUGAAUUACCCACAAAGAAUAUUCACAUAGAAGGGGAUAUGCUAACAUACCUUGAUGAGCUGCAAAAGCAUUUAAGUGUCACGCAGGAACUUCUAGCAGAAGUUACGCCAAGCUACGCAGAAGAAAGUGCCAAAGCAUUUAGUCUGCUGAAAGAUCUUAAGGAAGUGUCUCAGAAGUUGGAUGAAGAGCUUCAAAGGAGCUUCACGCACGUACAGAACCUGUCGUUUGAAGUUAGUAGAGAAGUUUCUCUGCGUAACCGAAGAAUAUGCGAAGAGAAUUAUGGACUAGAUGUUGUGAAACACUG
Messenger RNA from Eurypyga helias (sunbittern), 1038 nucleotides. It is a transcript of the gene HAUS8, whose product is annotated as HAUS augmin-like complex, subunit 8. The transcript is spliced from 10 exons. Lineage: Eukaryota; Metazoa; Chordata; Aves; Eurypygiformes; Eurypygidae. The record is from RefSeq and is a predicted model, not a curated record. The annotation marks the transcript as partial.